AUGUUGCAGCAGCUGUUGUUCGUUUCAGGAGCGUUACCCUUGGAAGCUCGAGUUUGCGUGCACAGGGAUUCACCGAUACCGAUUUGCGAGGCAGGAGACCGAAAGCACUGGAGGCGCCACCCCAAGGGUGCAACGCAACCCAGUUUGCAGAGCCUCGGACGGCCGUUGAUCUUUCCGAAGCUGAGCGAGCUUUUCAGCCGAAGUUUGACUGUCAUGGCGCUCGACCCUGAACCUCGAGCAGGACGCAGUCUUGGUCGCUCUGUAGAUGACGCUGGGAGCCUACGCUUUCACGCUGGGGACGGCCUGGUUCCGAACGAGCUGGUGGAGGCGCGGAGCAGCUUCGGUGCACUGCCCCCGCGACACUGCCUCUUCGCGGAGUUUCUCGGAACCGCGCUGCUGACGACUUUUUCCGGCUUAAUCGGCCUUUCGAGUCCUGCUGCAGUGCCGUUUCUUGCGGGUGCAAUGAUCUCCUGUAUAGUACUGAGUUUCAUUCCCACGUCAGGAGCGCUUUUGAACCCUUUUGUGGUGCUCGCGCUCUACGUCACAAAGCGCCUGAGACUGGUACCGAGCCUUGCGUAUACGGGCGCUCAACUUGCUGGCGGCACUCUGGGUGCCGUUAUCUUUAGCCUCUUGGCGACGCCAGACAUGUAUAAUCGUGUGGCGGGGGGCACGGUCUCAUUGCAGACCAACAUGUCUCUAUGGCAGGGAGCGGGCUGGGAGUUUUUCCUCACAUUUAGCCUGAUCUCGCUAGUUUCAACAAUGGGGUUUGCAGCCUUCGAACUACACGCAGAGAACGAAUACGCUCGUUGGAUGCAGCAGGCUGUAUUUGCGCUUCUAAUAGGAUUGCUUGUUGGAUUCCUUGUGGGUGUCGGUGGCCCGAUAACGGGAUGCUCCAUGAACGGCGCACGCGCUUUGGGGCCGCUCGCAGUCGCGCAGCUCCGGGCAUGGAUGACAGCGGCUUCUCCAGAAUGGCUUGAACGGGCAUCUCGAGGUCAUUUUGUGAUCUACUGGUUGGCACCGGCUUUGGGCUCGGUGACUGGCGCCCUGCUCAUGGAACAUGCCAUCGUAUCACCUUGGCUUGGGCGUGCUCCAAAAUCUAUCCUGCAGGAUUUGAGCGUCUACACCAAGCGGAACAUGGCUCAGCUGCGUAGCUAUGGUACAGCUGGGCUCCUUGCGUAUGGGAUUCUGAACACCAUUUUUUACGGUUCGGUUUUCACAUACAGUUUGGUCUUUGUCUUUGCAUCGCAGCCUGGGGCAAUCGCCAAGGCUUGGGCGGCGAGCUGGGUCGCAAGUCAAGCGACGAAACCUUUUCGACUUUUUCUGGCGAUCGCUAUGGCGCCCUGGAUUCGACGACUCCUUGAAAGGCUUCCUUGGAAUCGGCACCAAAGCUAA
Cyanidioschyzon merolae strain 10D is the source of this 1392-nucleotide messenger RNA. RefSeq names its product aquaporin. Bases 1 to 1392 code for a protein of 463 amino acids. Gene Ontology annotation, cellular component: plasma membrane. Gene Ontology annotation, molecular function: water channel activity. Lineage: Eukaryota; Rhodophyta; Bangiophyceae; Cyanidiales; Cyanidiaceae. Gene Ontology annotation, biological process: transmembrane transport. The record is from RefSeq and is a predicted model, not a curated record. The transcript has a single exon.